Molecule: messenger RNA, 3054 nt
Organism: Gadus morhua (Atlantic cod)
Lineage: Eukaryota; Metazoa; Chordata; Actinopteri; Gadiformes; Gadidae
Exons: 7
Coding region: 52-2595 (847 amino acids)
Source: RefSeq, a predicted model, not a curated record
AUUUUCUGAAGCACGAAGGCUGUUGCCAUUUCCACUGGUCUCAUCUUGAAAAUGUAUCAAAGUAAAACAGCAAACAGGCAUUACUUGCUCUGUCCACGCUGUCUCAAAACGCAAGCAAACCUGUCUGUCCAUUUGCGGAGGGUAUGCUUGAAGGAUGGCUCUGAUGCAGAUGUUAAUGCCAUUGUUGACAAAGCAAAGCACGAUGCAGCUGAGCUCCUACAGAAAGGCAGAAUUUUCAAAUAUUCAGAUCUCACUGCAAUUACGUCAGAUGAAAAUACACUCAAAAGACUGGUUGAGGAGCUGAAACGUCACCAUUUGGUUGUGACUGGAGAACCCUGCCCCCCGGCAGAAGCCAACACCGAGCCUGCAACGUCUACUUCAGAGGAAAGCAGCUCUGCUGCCUUAGGCGAGGGAAACAACUGUGACUCUUCCAGGGAGAGUGCAAGUAGCAGUAGUCCCAACAGAAAGACCCGUUCUGGUACUGCUGCCAAGUCAAAGUCUGAAUCAGCAUUUGACAUCCUACAAAAAACAAUUGCUGGGCCUAAACCACACAGGUCCACAUCCACUAGGCCAACCACGAGCCUUCUUGAGUGUCAUCAGGAGGCUCCUGAUGACAUUGCUGAUGAGGCUCCUGAUGAAACUCAAGAAAACAUUAAAGGAGCAAAGUAUUCUGCAGCUGUGAAGCAAUCCAUGUAUGAAAAAGGCCUUUACAAUCGACAUUCUCUGGAUCACCCACUUCUUCAAGCCUUCGCCAUGCACCUGAACAAAGAAAAAAACAUUCAAAACUACAAACAGGAGGUUGAAAAUGUUUCCCGGUUUCUAUAUUUUGUUAACAACGAGGAAGCAUCCCUGCAGUUUGUCUAUCAGAGACAGAAACUGGAUGUUUUCCUCAAGGAAAUCACUGGCCUGACUAAGAGAACACAGUCAAAUUACCUCAAGUCCUUGAAAAGAUUCCUGAAUUUUCACACGGACAGAACCAACCUUCAUAGUAUGGAUGCAGACCUCCAUGAAGAGUGCACAGAAUAUAGUCGUGUCCUCACAUCUACGCUGAGACUCCUGAGCAAGCAGGCAAAGAAGGAGAUCUUCCAAAAAAGGCACGCCUUUCUGAUGGACGAAAAUGCGUUGACAACUGAAGACUGUCAGGUUGUAUUGGUCCAGGCCAAGGACCCAUUCUUGGCAUGUAUGGAUAAACUGUCUGAAGAUGAUGCUGACGCAUUGAAUACUGCAGAUAAAACGCUUGUGUUGUACUACCUUGAAGCUGUUGUGAUUCUAGGACACGUUCAAAGGCCGAGUGUCGUGCAGAACAUGACUGUGAGUGAGUGGUUAUCCAGGGACAAAGCCAUCUCAAAAGAGACAGGUGAGCCACUUUGGGUAGUCGGAGUAAAGGAACACAAGACAUCAACGCAACAGGUGGCGACAUUUGCGCUGUCAAAGGAGGAGGAGCACUGGUUUGAUUUGUACUACAAACGGUUGCGCCCAGUCUUCCAGAGGGCCGCCAGGAAACGAAAGAGGGAUGAGGAUGAGACGGAUCCAAAAGAUUUCUUCUUCCUCUCCAGCGUAGGGAAGCAGAUUCACCGCCCCUCAACUGACCUGAGCCGGCUGGAAAAAAAGUUUGCUGUCCCAGCGGUGACCAGCCAGAUGGCCCGCAGAUUCUAUGAGACUGCAACAAAGGACAUGCCCAGUUCAUCAAAAACAUUGGUGGCCAGUUACCUUACUCAUACCAAUGCAACAGCAGAGCAGCAUUACCGCUACAAGACAACUGAGAAUAUGUUAGAGGGCAAAAAAAAUUUGACUGCUUUAGCUGUUGCAACGUCUUCUUCAGAGGAAAGCAGCUCUGCUGCCCAGGGAAACGACUCUGACUCUUCCAGGGAGAGAGCAAGUAGCAGUAGUCCCAACAGAAAGACCCGUUCUGGUACUGCUCACAAGUUAAAGUCAGAAUCAGCAUUUGACAUCCUACAAAAAAAGUUUCCUGUAACAAUUACUGGGUCUAAACCACACCGGUCCCUUUUGGAGGUGGAUGACGUUAGCUGGCGAAAAGCAUAUAAAUAUUGGCUGCAUGGGCAGCAGAAACUACGACAAGAAUACGUUCGCUCAAAAUUCCCUUGGCGUCAACCAUCAACAAAGUCUCUCCAAAAGUUGAUUAAAAAUCAGGGAUGGGAUGGCACAACAAACACCAUGCAACUUCUCCGCAGGUGGAUACCCUCUGGAUCUGGUGAAAAUAUCAUGGACUGCACAGCAAUUCAGAAACUUGAAAAGAAUCAGAGAUGGAAAGGACUUCGUACCCAACAAUCUGAAGGGCAGGGCACAAGCGUCAUGGCAAAACGCAAGUUUCGUGUUGGUGAAGUGGUGUGUGACUACCAUGCGGCUGUUGUCACAGUAAGUGAUGGCAAGGAGGACAGCAGAUGUGAUAGCCACACCAAGCAGCCGCCAGGCAAAUUAAUCAAGUACUCCGAAAAUAACUCAAACGUAACGCCCAAACAUUGCCCUUUGGUAUUGAAUGGAGAGAAAAUGCAUGUGACUCUUUUUCUUGCAACCAAGAUUAUUUCUACAGAUGAAGAGGUGUUGCUCCCUCUUAGUUUCAAAGGAACUCUUUGAUUGACUCUUAAAGCUUACAGGGCAUCUGCCUUCAGAGACACGUAUGACAUGUCCCUGUUUGGUGAAAUGUUUCAUAUGUGUUUUUGUUAGUGCUGAUGGCUUGUUCAGGGAAAGCUUGUGUAGCUUAAAAUUGAGGAUUUUUUCUAACUAACUUGGUUUUGUAUUGUACAUGUGAUAAAUGUUUUUUCUGUUGUGAUUCUAGGACACGUUCAAAGGCCGAGUGUCGUGCAGAACAUGUUUGAUUGACUCUUUGAUUGACUCUUAAAGCUUACAGGGCAUCUGCCUUCAGAGACACGUAUGACAUGUCCCUGUUUGGUGAAAUGUUUCAUAUGUGUUUUUGUUAGUGCUGAUGGCUUGUUCAGGGAAAGCUUGUGUAGCUUAAAAUUGAGGAUUUGUUCUAACUAACUUGGUUUUGUAUUGUACAUGUGAUAAAUGUUUUUUCUUCAAGUAAAGGCUUGU